AUGCCGGUAUUGCAACCAGUGCCGUCCGUCGUGACGGCAGACAACGCCGCCAUGUCGGACCGUCCGCACCGGACCGAAUCCGGGACGGGUGCCCGCGGCCACGACGGCCACGACAGCAGCGACGACGCCGACAAUGACAAGUUUUACGAGGACGGCGAGGAAAUCUACAGCAAGUUCUCGCCGGGCCGCAAGCGCGCCAUUGUCGCCGUGCUCGGCUUCGGCGCCUUCGUGGCCCUCGUCUCCAGCACCAGCGUGCUGCCCGCCGUGCCGGAAAUCACAGAGACCUUUCACAGCACCGACACCAUCGUCGAGAUAAGCAACGCCAUCUACAUUGCCCUGACGGGCGUUGGGUGUGUCGUCUGGGGCCCCAUGAGCCAGCUAUACGGUCGUCGGCCGAUCAUUCAGUGCGCGUGUGCGUUUUUCUGCUGCAUGAGUCUGGGAACUGCCCUAGCGCCCAAUCUUCAAGCAUUCUUUGCUUUCCGGGCAUUGUCUGCGAUUGGUGGCUCUGCGUUGACCAUCCUCGGCAACGUCAUCAUCAGCGACAUAUAUAAACCAACCGAAAGGGCAACCGCCAUUAGCUGGUAUCUGUCGUGUACCGUCAUCGGGCCAUCGUUCGGCCCCUUCAUGAGCGGCCUCAUCGUCCAGUUUGCCAGCUGGCGCAUCAUAUACUGGGUGCAGCUCGGCUGUGCCAUUGCCACCAUGCUGGCCGGCUUUUUCUUCAUCCCCGAGACGACGCACCACAAGCUGAGCGCAGACAUGGCCCAUCUUCCCCAGCGCCAAAAGAUGAUUGCGGUGGCGCGCAAGAUCAACCCUCUCCGGUCCGUCAGUCUUCUCCGCCACUUGAACGUGGUGGCUGUCAGCUUCGCCUCUGCCGUCACCUUGUUUGCGCUCUACUGCAUGCUUGUUCCGAUCCGCUUCGUGCUGAAUCCACGCUUCGGUCUCGACUCACCUCUACUGUCUGGCGUCUUCUACUUGGUGCCUGGCGCAGGCUGCCUCUGCUCCACCAUGAUUGCAGGCAAGUACGGCGACUGGACGGUAAAGAGAUGGAUCAGAAAGCGCGGUAGACGUGUGCCUGAAGACAGACUUCGCGCGGCCAUCCCGGCCCUCGCCCUUCUCCAGGGCGGUGGUGUCUUGAUAUACGGGUGGACAGUGGAUAAAGCUGUGGGCGGGAUGCCUGUGCCGCUAAUUUUCCUCUUCGUUCAGGCUAUAGGGCAAAUCAUAGCCUCGACCAUGUUGAACACGUACUGUCUGGAGAACACGCCGUCACUCAGCGCGGACAUCAUUGCCAUCUGCUGGCUAGUGCGCUACAUUGGAGCCUGCAUUGCCACAGCAGUUGCGCUUCCCAUGAUUCGGAGCAUGGGUGUGGGUUGGAUGUUGACGAUAAACACCAUCUUAUUGGUUGUCAGCUCCGUUGUUCUCAUGGCCACUGUAAAAUGGGGUGAAGGUUGGAGAUCAGGAAUAGUCUCAGAAGAGCAAUCAGCCGCGCCAGAGCCGGCCAUAGACAGCAGAUCUGCUGAAAAAGUAUAG
This is a messenger RNA of Akanthomyces muscarius, 1527 nucleotides long. RefSeq lists its product as uncharacterized. Gene Ontology annotation, biological process: transmembrane transport. The transcript has 3 exons. The coding region runs from base 1 to 1527 and encodes 508 amino acids. Gene Ontology annotation, molecular function: transmembrane transporter activity. The record is from RefSeq and is a predicted model, not a curated record. Lineage: Eukaryota; Fungi; Ascomycota; Sordariomycetes; Hypocreales; Cordycipitaceae.